Messenger RNA from Scophthalmus maximus (turbot), 7202 nucleotides. Its product is annotated as LIM domain containing preferred translocation partner in lipoma. Gene Ontology annotation, cellular component: focal adhesion; stress fiber. Bases 395 to 2104 code for a protein of 569 amino acids. NCBI's taxonomy places the organism in Eukaryota, Metazoa, Chordata, Actinopteri, Pleuronectiformes, Scophthalmidae. The record is from RefSeq and is a predicted model, not a curated record. The transcript has 12 exons. Gene Ontology annotation, biological process: cell-cell adhesion.
AGAGGAAAAAGAAGGGCCGAUCACACCAGUGGACGGAGGCUGCGGCGGCUCGUGGCGACACCGCGGGCCCGCUGCCUUACAUGGGCAAACCUCUCCGCUCGCCGAGGCGGCCCUGGAAUUUCGGAGCGCGUGACGUCAGCGCCCCGUACACAACUCUCCCAGAAUUGGGAUCAAGAAGUUUCACUUUUUUCUCCCCCUUCUUCUUCUGUCGGGUGGGAUGUCGACCUCUGCGGUGCUUUGAUUUUUUUUUUUUUUUAUCCUGGAGAGCGAGAAUUCAACACAGAGUGAAGGGCAUCGCUUUUAACAACCUUCCAGAAACCCCAAACACCCAGAGAAGAGAAAAGGUGCCUGAUCCUGUAGUCCCCACCGUCACUUAGUGUUAACAUUUGGAAUCAUGUGGAACCCGGAGAACAGUAAUGACCAGACGGGCCAGGUGGCUGCCAGGAUGGAGACCACGCCGUCUUUGGGUAGCGCAAGCAUUUCCAUCUCCCAGCAGCAGUCGCCCAAGAAGUUUGCACCGAUGGUUGCACCCAAGCCCAAGUUCAACCCUUACAAACAGACGGGAGAGCCCACCCACGCUGACCCCGCAGACUACCCUCCCCCUCCACCACCUGCCGACGAGUCAACCGGUUUCCACUCACCCCCCGGUUCCUUCCCUCAACCACCGAUGAACUCGUACGAUUUUCAGAUGAAGGGACCGGAGAAGACGCUGGAGGAGCGACGCUCCAGUCUGGAUGCCGAGAUCGACUCCCUCACCAGCAUCCUGGCCGACCUGGAGAGCAGCUCGCCCUACAAGCCGCGGACCACACAGAACUCUGGAUCCUCAGCAGCCUCUACUCCCAGUGCUCCUGUAACUGGUUACAAGCGUAUGGUCAUUCCAACUCAGCCACCUCUCACUGCCACGAAGAAGUCUACACCCAAACCUCAGAUUCCUGGGGGAGUCUCUUCUACCCCUCCUUCUUCUGUCAGCCCGGCGGCCAAGCCUCAAAGUCACGCCGCUCCUCAGCCUGUCCCGGCCUCCUACGCUACAGCCUCAACCCCAAGCCAGCCCACGUUCAACGUCCAAGUGAGGUCGGCCCAGCCUGGCCCCCAGCAUCAAGUACCAGCAGGGCACCACUAUGGUCAGCAGCCCAUUCGCAGCCCUGCACAGGUGCAGUACAUGCCUGCCCAGCCCAGAGGUCCUGACUUUGCCUAUGGACCGCCACAGCCUGGCUUCUCCCCAAUGGGUCAAGUUGGAUAUCAAGAACAGCACCAUCCAGGAGUACCUCAAAUAGGCGGGCUAAUCGCCAGGAGACCUGAACCUUCCCCUACCCAAGUAUACCAGCCUGCUGGCCCCAAGAAGACCUACAUCACAGAUGUGCCACCAGGCUUGGCUUCCUACGCUUCUGGACCAGCUGUCCCACCAAAGGGAAGUGCUCAUAUGGCCCACCCUGAAGACGAGCUGGAGCGCCUGACCAAGAAGAUGCUGUUUGAUAUGGACAACCCUCCAUCUGAGGAAUAUUUUGGGCGCUGUGCCAGCUGUGGAGAGAACGUGGUGGGUGAAGGCACCGGUUGCACCGCCAUGGACCAGGUCUUCCAUGUGGACUGCUUCGUCUGCAUGACCUGCAGCACCAAGCUGCGUGGCAAGCCCUUCUACGCUGUGGAGAAGAAGGCGUACUGCGAGCCGUGCUAUAUUAACACCCUGGAGACCUGCACCAUCUGCAGCAAGCCCAUCAUGGAGCGCAUCCUGCGGGCGACGGGGAAAGCCUACCACCCCCACUGCUUCACCUGCGUGGUGUGCCACCGCAGCCUGGACGGCAUCCCUUUCACCGUGGACGCGUCCAACCACAUCCACUGCAUCGAGGACUUCCACAAGAAGUUCGCUCCACGCUGCUGUGUGUGCUCUGAGCCCAUAAUGCCGGCACCGGGCCAGGAAGAGACCGUCCGCAUCGUGGCCCUGGACCGCGACUUCCACGUGCAGUGUUACCGCUGCGAGGACUGCGGCUCCCUGCUGUCCGAGGGGGACAACCAGGGCUGCUACCCUCUGGACGGACACGUCCUCUGCAAAAACUGUAACACCGGCCGCAUCCAGGCCCUCACCGCCAAGGCCACCACUGACCUCUGAGCGACCCGCCGCCCGGUCACCUCCACUGUGAUAACCCGACGCUAGCCCUCCUCUCUUUCCUGCCUCUCCCUCCCUCCUUCAUUCUCUCAUUCCCACUUUUUUUCGCAAAAAAAAACCGUACCCAUCCACAGACGCUUGCCUUUGUCAGCUUACACACACAUAUAUAUCCCUCUCUCUCUCUCUCUCUCUCUCUCUCUCUAUAUAUAUAUAUAUAUAUAUACAUAUAUAUUUAUCAUAUAUUUACCUUCAGUAACAAGCAAUAGCAUCACAUGUUCACCUGCGUACAAUAUCUAUUGACUUACAAUCACAGCAGGAGAGAGAGUGUCGCUGUUAAAGGAAUAGUUCUUGUGGGAAAUGUGCUUAUACACUCCCCUGCUGAGAUUAAGAUGAGAAGAUUGAAGCCACUCUCAUGUCUGCGUACUAGAUAGGAAGACACAGUCGGUUCGCGUGACACGAAAACUGCAGCUAGCCUGGCUCUGCCCGUGAUUAAAAAAAAAAAAAAUCCACCUCACUGUAUUCUUAAAAAUCAUGUUGUAUCUCAUCCGUGUGCCGAGGAAUAGUCCUCCACGCGACCCGCCAUCGUCCACCACCGUGAAGCUGCAGCCUCAUCUGCAGCUUUUUCUUCUUUCUGGACAGAGCCAGGCUCCAUUAUUUCCCCAUUUCCAGUCUCGAUGUUUAGGCACCGGACAAAAAUAAUAAAAGCGGCGUUAAUCUCUUCGUCCAACUCGCAAACAGGAGAUUACAUAAGCGUAUUUCCCAAAGCUCUUAAACUGUUGUGUUGAAAUCACCCCAAAUCCAUCAGUUACCAUUUACAUCACUCAGUGUUAUUAUCUCGCAUUACAAUUAUCUCCACCCUGCGUCUUUCAGCCACGGCCGCACAUCCACGCGUUUACGCAUGCAACGCAGAUUUUACACACCGACCGGUUCUCGUGAUCUCAAAUUGGGUCUGACUCCACGAGAAACAUGGGGGAUGUUUGACACGUGCCCUGCAGGUGAAGUGGCCAUGCAUGCACGCACCCACGCGCGUGUGUGUGUUUGUGUGUGUGUGUGUGACUGUAGCAGGGUUUAGAGAAACCACGGAGCGUACAGUAAAUCAUGUAAAACAUACAGUUUAUUCCUUUCAUCCUUAUUACAGCGCACGUCCACUGACCGUACACAAAGAGGGAUGAAAUUACACAGCGGAGGUGCUUAUUAGGAAACCGUUCUGCAUAACUGAACACCAAAGAAUUGAAUUUAAACUGCCAUAUUUCCUGUGGACUCAUUUUGUGUACGACCAUAUUAAACAUUGCCGUCAGCGCGCCGCCUGGCGCCGCCUGGCACCGCCGGAAACCGCGACAGUCGCGAACACGCGAGGACGAAAACAUUUGCAAUGGGCAGCUGUUAAAUGCUAUUCUCCUUUUUUAAACUUCCUAUUUCUCUUCGUACUUUCCCGUCGAAUUUGCUUUUUAUGUAAGCGUGUAUAACUCUGUGUCGGCCUGAACUGUACAAUCGUGACAUUCCAUUAGUAUGAACGCGGCCUUGAUAUUUGACUUUAAUCACAACACAACUUUUGGAGCAGGUAGACCAUAGCUCAUUCACCGCGCCAUGGAUUUAGAUCAGUGACUGCACUGUUGGCAGUCUGGCAGGGAUAACCAACAUGACAUGGCUAUGCAAUUUUAAUGUUAAUUGCAUUGACACUUUAUCAGAAUUUUUUUUUAUGAAUAAGGAAAUAUUUUACCUGUACAGAUUCAAGCAUAAGUGUCCUUAUAGUAAUCCUUUGAUCCGACCUGUGCUGUUGGUACUGUGUGACGUACGUUGUGUGUCGCCUCGUCUUUUAUAAUUCAGUGUUCUUGUUUUAAGUUGAUGGGCGAAGAAGGGACCGUUCCCCAAAUAGGAUUUGUAUUGUUUGUUCCGCUCGGCUUGUGACGGACCAGUAGUUUGACUGCCUGAUUUGAUUUGAAUUGAUUUAGUGAGACAUUUGAGGAUGCUGAGUUAAAUGUACCCUGUGGAAUUCAGACUUUGUGUUUGAAGCCUGCCCUCCCCGGUGUCCCUCUGCACAGUGACGACAAAGAGACGCAGACAAAAAAAAAUGACAUAAUCAAACGAAACCAUUGCAGAUAGACAGAAAGAAAUGUGCAGAGGUUUUGUUUGGCUCUUUCUCCUCUCAUGCACACUAUCCAAGCGUCCAGUGCCCCCUCCCUAAAGGCACCACAGUGCACGUGGUCGAUGUGAUGAACGUUUUUAACAGCUGGUUUCACACCAGUCCGCCGAUCGACCGAUGCUGAUGCGAUGUGCAAACAAGUGUGGCGCUGCACCUGCACACGCAGUGAAGAAGAAGACAUAUAUACACACACGAGUACAAUUGGAUGUGGACGUCGCACCAUUUUAAAAUACUCUUACGAAUGCAAAACGUUUCAUGAGAAUGGAGAUUAAUUCAUUCAUCGAGGACACACACACACACACACACAAUGUUCUCUGGUGAGAAACGUUGAGUUGUAAACCCAACUUCGAUUCCACAGGGUUCCUUUAAACUCCAAAGACAAUGUUAUUGGUACUGGUUUGCCAUUUUAUUAUCUGGACUGGUUCACAGUCGACCACACAAGUGCCAGGCAGAGUGUUUCCCCAGCCUCGAUCGCCAAUGUGUCCUGUCUGUGUGUGCGUGUGUGUAUUUAAUAGGUUACGAACAUUUUGAUUAUGAUUUCCAGAGAGUUUCUCUGUCCUUAUUUUUCUUUCCUUUUCACAUAGAGUAGUUAGCCAUUUGGAUCAACGAUAGAGCGUGAUGAUAGGAACAAUCGGCAUGUGAAUGACUGUGCUCAUAAGCCCACUGAUAAAUGAACAGCGGCCAGUAAUUUCACAUUGUGAGACACCAAAUUUUCCGAAGACGAAAACAGAGGGGAAACUGUCGACCAUUUAACAACCUGGAGGAGUAUUUAAUAAUCCUCAAAAUCCAGCGAAAACUCUAUUAGAGCCCGAGGUGAGAAGGUGGCACCGAGGUCGAACUCUCGGUAGCAGCCUCUGACGCCUCGAGGCAGGGAGCCAGCGAAGGCCGCUUCUCUCCGCGGUUCGGCAACCUCAACUCCAUAUCCUGAGGAAUCUUUUUUCAAUAUCAAUAUCCGAAGCGCAUCCUUAGCCAGACAGUUCAUCGGUCACGUAGCAAAAAAGCCCGGCGGACAGCGAGACCCCUCGCAGCUCAAGAAAAGUCAUAUCGGUUCAACGCUGGAGAAGAAGACGUGUUUCGGUGUCACAACACUCCAGCCGAGUGGCGCCCUUGCCUACUGUGACCAUUUGACUCUCGAGUCAUCUGAUUACAUCCGCGGUUGUCAGGCAACAGAGGACCCCCCCAAACAAAUAAAAAGAAAUACACAGUCCAUAUAUCAACAUGUCGCUGACGUUGCUAGGCUUCACGCUCACGGAGAUGCUCGGCGAGGAUCCAGCCACGCGAGCAUCUCAUGUCGGCGGCGUGUCGGAGGUCGUCGCGGGCCCCUCUGACCCGCAUCGGGGUAAUUAGGCGGCGGAGUCGGAGGGUUGCAACUCGGGCUUCAACGUCUGGCGGCGAACGCGCGGAUGAAGAUGUCGACGUGACUCGAGAGGCAGAGAAAACAGCCUUUUUUUUUUACCGCGCAGUCAAUGAAUUAGAAAUAAAGCAGUGCACUGGUUCUCAUUUAAAAUUAUAAUUCAGGUAUCCGCUACAGGACCGGCACAAUACUUUUCACCUCGGUUUUCUGCAACAGCAUCAAAGUCGGGGAUCCGUGAUUCCGAUGGGAUUGGUUCCCUCUCGCGCUGCCGGGUGUACAGUAGCACAGUGUGUGACCUGACUGGUGACGGCGUGAGGACAGGAAUUGUGAGCAACAGAUCAAACAUCUAUGUGAAGAGGAAUUUCACAUCCUCGCGGAGCGACGUUCUUUCCCGCAGUCGCCUCGGUACUGUUGUCGACCGCUCUCAAAUUGAGACGCUCUCUGUGAAAACGACGAAGCAUGCAGUCAAACUUUUUUCAUGUGACGUGUAAAACGGCCAUAAGUUUCAACGUGUCGCUUACAGCGCAUGAUAAAACCUCGUGGGUGAGAUGUGUGAGAAGAGAAGCCAGUGUCACUGUUAUCUUACAGUGUGAAAAAGGGAAUUCAAAGCAGUGGAUGGAGAAAAACAAUGAAGGUUUGUACCAACAUACAAGAUUUGAGCUCAUUUAAAAGCUGCACUAGUCUUUUUUAUUUUUAAAUAUUAACAAUGGAUGAAAUAACUAGUUGUAAUGCGAAAGGAGCGGCUCCUGGUGAUGAGGCCCGAAAGGACUCAUGACCAGAUUUCCACCCAGCUCUGCAUCUUUAGCAUCUUUUUAAACUUCGUUUAUUACGUUUUUUUUUACGUUGGGCACCUUUUAUUGUUUCGGUCCACGCGCUCCAAUCGACUUAUUCGUAUUGCACAGAAAGUAUCUAUAGGUCCACAUACCAACUCUAUGAGCUGACGGUAUCUCAGUCCGCCAGUGGCCUCAGUGAUGCACGCAGAGGCGGCACAGUGCACCACAGAGAAAUAAUAUUCAUCCUGAUGACAGGUGUUAAAUUAAGUGUUGCAGUAUUUUGUUGUUUUGAUUUUGAGCAUGUGUUUUACAUAGCGUACCUAGCCUGGUCUGGUCCAUGGGCACAGAGUGGAGUCUUCUGUGGGGGGCAAAUCUCACAUGAAUCUGUGUCAAAAUCCUGAAGACCAUUUAAUGAUUUUUAUUUUUUUUUCUUGAUUUUUAAAUAUGUGUUCAGUGUUUUUUCUUUUUCUUUUCUACUGUCUUUGUUCCACCCAUGUCUGUAAAAGUGCCCUUGGCUGAGCAGUAUUGAAUCACUAAACUGUUGGUUUUGUUCGGGCGGGUGGGGGGGGUUGUUUCAUCUGCCGCCUCAAAGAUUUUCCCUUGUUUACUUAUGAUUUUUGCCAAAGCAAAUAAACAGGAUCCCUCGUGCUCAUCCAUACAGUACAGUAGACGUUUCCAUCAGGUAUGGUGCAGAAGCAGCAGCAGCAGCCGAGCUUGACCCCCCCCCCCCCCGUCGUUCAGACUCAAGCAUCUCAUCUGUUCUUCAUCAUUGGACGGGGCGUGUAGUCAAUUGUUGUUUUCUCUUCUUCAAUAAAAGCUUUUGCGAUCGCA